Messenger RNA from Monopterus albus (swamp eel), 7318 nucleotides. RefSeq names its product calmodulin binding transcription activator 1a (gene camta1a). Gene Ontology annotation, biological process: regulation of transcription by RNA polymerase II. Gene Ontology annotation, molecular function: protein binding; transcription coregulator activity; double-stranded DNA binding. NCBI's taxonomy places the organism in Eukaryota, Metazoa, Chordata, Actinopteri, Synbranchiformes, Synbranchidae. The transcript has 25 exons. The record is from RefSeq and is a predicted model, not a curated record. The coding region runs from base 77 to 5677 and encodes 1866 amino acids. Gene Ontology annotation, cellular component: nucleus.
UCCUCGUGCUGUCCUCGCCGUGCACGCGCGUGGUACCCACGGUCGUGAGGAGGAGGAUGUUGCGCGUGAAGGGGAAAUGGCUGCCGAAAACAAGCCGGAAGGACUGAAGAAAGUUCGUAAUCCGGAUCGAAUGUACAGAUCAGCAGUGUGUUAUGCUGGCCAUGGUCCACCUAAGAGUAUCAGUGAUGACACAGAGAUGAACAAUGAACAUGGACAUUUGAAAAUAUACCUGCCCAAGAAGCUGCUUGAAUGUCUACCGAAAUGCACCUCGCUGCCAAAGGAGAGACACCGGUGGAACACUAACGAGGAGAUUGCAGCUUACUUGAUAACAUUUGAAAAGCAUGAAGAAUGGCUAACAACAUCCCCUAAAACAAGGCCGCAGAAUGGGUCGAUGAUAUUGUACAAUAGGAAGAAGGUGAAGUACAGAAAGGACGGCUACUGCUGGAAGAAGAGGAAAGAUGGGAAGACCACACGGGAGGAUCACAUGAAGUUGAAAGUGCAGGGAGUUGAGCUUGCCCAUCUCACCUUCCUUCCUUCCAGAUGGCACAUUUCACAACCUGCUAGGCACGAUCAAUCAAGCCCAGAUGCAGACUGGGCUAUUAAGUGUCUGUAUGGCUGCUAUGUCCACUCUUCUAUCAUCCCCACGUUCCACCGUAGGUGCUACUGGCUGCUCCAGAAUCCUGACAUCGUGCUCGUCCACUAUUUGAAUGUUCCAGCAAUCGAGGAUUGUGGGAAACCAUGCGGCCCGAUCCUGUGCUCCAUCAACACAGACAAGAAGGAGUGGGCCAAAUGGACCAAGGAGGAGUUGAUCGGCCAGCUCAAGCCCAUGUUUCAUGGCAUCAAGUGGACUUGCAGCAAUGGGAACAGCAGCUCUGGCUUCUCAGUGGAGCAGCUAGUGCAACAGAUUCUGGACAGCCACCAAACUAAGCCACCUCCCCGGACUCACAACUGCCUCUGCACUGGCACCCUGGGUGCAGGGAGCAGUGUGCACCACAAAUGCAACAGCGCCAAACACCGCAUCAUCUCCCCAAAGGUGGACCCUCGCUCAGGGGGCUACAGCAGUGCCCACUCUGAGGUACAAAACAACGAUGUGUCAGAAGGAAAAACCGAGCACAGUGGCCACGGCGGAGCCAAAAGCUCUGGUGGAGGGGGUGGAGGGGGCAGUGCCAGGGAGAAACGCAAUGGCAAAGUCCACAAGCCUGUCCUACUGCACCAGAACAGCACAGAGGUGUCAUCUACCAACCAGGUCGAGGUCCCUGACACAACGCAGAACUCCCCUGUCUCCAUCAGCAGUGGCCUCAACAGCGAUCCAGACAUGGCUGACAGUCCUGUAGUAACAGGGAUAAGCCAUGUGGCCUCUGUCAUGUCUGGCCUGUCCCAGAGUGUCUUUAUGUCUGAGGUCACAGGAGACCCUGUUUACAGCAUGUCUCCUACUGGGGGUCCCAACACUCACCUGAUGGGUGCAGAUGCCACCUCACAGGGCUUGGUGCUGUCUGUGGCCUCUGACCGUCAUAAAUUUGCUUUCCCCACUGGAGGAGUAGGGGAGUCUGGGAGUACUGCAGCAGGAAAUGGUCUGUCCAUGUUGUCAGCAGCUGGGGUGUCUGAUGAGCUGGUGCUUUCCAGUAGCCUGGAUGCUGGAACCAUCAAGAUCCCUGAGACCAAUAUGAACUUUGACCCCGACUGCUUCCUGAACAACCCCAAACAGGGCCAGACCUAUGGAGGCAGUGCACUCAAGACAGAGGGCAACUCGUCUUCAACCUCAUCUUCUUCUGGUGGCAGCAGCAGCACUAAUGGCAGUCUGCAGCACUCCCCCACCAUGUCAGACAAUGGCUACACCUUCAGCUCAGCUUUGAUAAAGAAUAUCAAGACUGAAGACACUUCCUUUGAGCAACAGCUGGCCAAAGAGAGUGGCUACCAAGUGGGGGCAGUAGUAAACUGUGGCAGUGGGGUGUCUGUGUCAUCUGGUGCUGGUUCAAGCCAGGGCAACCUUACCCUGACACCAGCAGGUUCCCUGCUUCCUUCUGGUGGGGGUCUGAGUCCCAGUACCACCCUGGAGCAGAUGGAUUUCAGUGCAAUUGAUGCCAAGCAGGACUACACUUCCAGUGCUCCCACAGUGAGCUACGGUCAAGCCAUGUCCAGUCCCCACAUGCAACAGCAGAAUCGGUCACCCAGCUUUUUUCUCCAGGAUGCCUCUCAGACUGGCCCAGCUCAGCAGGGGAGGCCUGGCAUGGGCCCGAAAACACAUUUGAUGGAGCACAAUUCCCAUGACUCUGGAGCUUAUAUGGGGCUGCAGGUGGUGAAGACAGACUCCCCAGGCAGCAAUGGCCAUCUCCACCAUCACCAUCAGGCCCACCAGGCCCAGCACAGGGCCAACUGUAAUGGAGGCUCACCCACAGAGGGGCCUGGGCAGGCUGGCUCUCUCCAGCUGCUGCAGUACCAAGGGACCUUUCCUGGACUUGGCACUGAGCAUGAGGAGGUGGUGGGUCUGGAACAACCAGGCAGUGUGAGUUCAGGUCAGAGUGGAGUUGCUGAGAAUGGAGCUGAGAAUCUUCUCAAGCCAGGAGACCAUAUUCAGGCCUGUGGGGCAGGAAACGGAGAGGGAGGGGGCGCAGAGCACUACCUGCAACAGGCCUCAGAUGGUGGCGGAGGGGGGACUGGAGGUGCAGGAGAGGGUGUUGCAAUGCAUAAUGGGAACAACAACAGUGAUGGCAGCAGCCGCUCCCAGCAGCAACAGCAUCUGCAGCCUCUUCUCCAAGGCACAGCCAUGGUCCAGGGACUCUACAAUGCUGUAGGAACCCACCAAGGUUUAGGUGGAGCAGCCAGCAAUGGAGGAACAGGGGGGACAGGCAUGGAGAUCAGUUUGGAUCAUUUUGAUAUUUCUUUUGGAAACCAGUUCUCUGACCUCAUUAAUGACUUCAUCUCAGUGGAUGGCAGUGGCACCGCCAUGUCAGCUGGAGGGGCCCUAUAUGCUCACCAGCUAGUAUCCGCCCACAGCUCUGAUAGUCAAAACACAGCAGGGGGAGGGGCCCAGCAAGGCCAAGAAGAUGGAGGGGCCAGGGGAUCUGGCUACAGCCCCUCAGAGCUCUGCCUUCAACCUUGCUGCAGCCCCCAGUCUCUGAGCGGAGGGGCUGGAGCAGGGGGAAACGCAGGAGAGGCAGGCUCACUGACCUACAUGAAUGUUGCGGAGGUGGUUUCUGCAGCUGUAGCCCAGGGGGCUCUGGGUAUGCUUCAUGCCACAGGCCGGCUCUUCAUGGUCACUGACUACUCCCCUGAGUGGUCCUACCCUGAGGGUGGAGUUAAGGUGCUGAUCACUGGGCCCUGGCAGGAGGCCAGCUCGAACUACAGCUGCUUGUUUGAUCAAAUCUCGGUCCCAGCCUCUCUCAUCCAACCUGGGGUGCUGCGCUCCUACUGCCCAGCUCAUGACACAGGUCUGGUGACGCUGCAGGUGGCUGUCAGUAACCAGAUCAUCUCCAACUCUGUAGUGUUUGAGUACAAGGCCCGCGCUCUUCCUUCACUGCCAUCAUCUCAGCACGACUGGCUCUCGCUGGAUGAUAACCAGUUCAGAAUGUCAAUCCUGGAGCGCUUGGAGCAGAUGGAGAGGAGGAUGGCAGAGAUGGCUAGCCACCAGCAGCCGAGCAGUGCAGGGAGUGGUGGAGCUGGGGGAGGAGCAGGGGCAAUAGGGGGCAGAGGAGGUGGAGGGGGGGGUAACAACAGCCAGUCACAGUGUGUAUCUGGCCAGACACAGGCAAGCAGCUCCUUUGAGAGCCGUGUCGUGGUGGUCUGUGAGAAGAUGAUGAGCAGAGCUUGCUGGGCCAAGUCUAAACAUUUAAUCCACUCCAAGACCUUCAGAGGCAUGACACUCCUCCACCUGGCUGCAGGCCAGGGCUACGCCACCCUCAUACAGACACUCAUCAAGUGGCGCACGAAGCAUGCUGAUAGUAUUGAUUUGGAGUUAGAAGUGGACCCCCUCAAUGUGGAUCACUUUUCCUGCACGCCUCUGAUGUGGGCGUGUGCACUAGGUCACCUGGAGGCAGCAGUGGUUCUGUAUAAAUGGGACAGACGUGCUCUAGCUAUCCCUGAUUCUCUGGGUCGCUUGCCCCUGUCAAUUGCCCGCUCUCGUGGCCAUACCAAAUUGGCUGAAUGUCUGGAGCAGCUACAGAGGGAAGAGCAGCAGCCACCAGCCCCUUUACCACCUACAACUCGCAUGUCUUUCACCCCAGCCCCUGAUGGACCCGCCACUGACAGCUGGAUGGUCAGCUGGGCAAAUGACAGUGUAGUAACACCAAGCGGCAAGAAGGGAGGUCCUGCCACCACUUCAACCACAUCCAGCACCACCAGCCUCAAUCCUGACUUGAGAAGGCCCAGAUCAGAGCCGUCCAACUACUACAGCAGCGAGGGCCAAAGAGACUUACCACUAGCUAAAAAACAUAAACCCAAUCCAGAACUGUUUCAGACCCGGCCUGACAAGGCCAUGUCUGUUCCUCUGAGCCUGGAGCAGCAACAGCUUCACAAGCUGUCUAGUCCCAAGAGCCUGUCCUCAGAGGGCUUGAGCUCAGACAAGGGCCUGUCGACAGGAGGCAGCACAGGGACAGCCAGAUGGACCCCCAGAGAGAGUUUCUCCAGCAGCGGCAUGGGGAGGAAGGCACUGGGGGUCAGUGGAGGCAGCAGUGUGGGGAAGGAGAAACUGAUCAACCGAUUACGCCAACGGGAACAGCUAGGCAUGUUGGUGAUGGCAGACAGAGAAAUGGCUGAUGCAGAACUGUUAUCCUACCGGGAGGAUCUGGAAAACCAGGACUGUCUCACACAGAUGGAUGACCUGCAGGUAAACAUGAUGACUUUGGCAGAGCACAUCAUUGAAGCAACGCCAGAGAGAAUCAAAAGGGACAACUUCCACGCUGCGGACUCUGUGCCCUUAGACACUUCAGGGGUCAGCAACACUAUGAACUGGCUUGCCAAUUACUUGGGAGAUGUGGAACAGCUGCCGAGCAUCAUACACUUACGAUCUCUUUAUAAUGAACCCCUGACCCCAUCGUCCAACCCCAGCCUCAGUCCCGGGGGGUCUCCUCUGAGAGAAGGACCCCUGGAGAGGGCCAUGCUCCCAUCCCCAGCUGACUGGAGUGAGUUCAUCAAUGCCUCCAACAGCAAGGUGGAACGAGACUUGGCCCAGUUGACUCUGUCAGAUCCAGAGCAGAGAGAGCUGUAUGAGGCUGCCCGCCUAGUCCAAACUGCCUUCCGCAAGUACAAGGGACGGCCGCUCCGCGAGCAACAGGAAGUAGCUGCUGCCGUUAUUCAGCGUUGUUACAAGAAAUACAAACAGCUAACAUGGAUAGCCUUGAAGUAUGCACUUUAUAAGAAGAUGACGCAGGCCGCCAUCCUUAUCCAGAGUAAAUUCCGCAGUUACCAUGAACAGAAGAAGUUCCAGCAGAGUAGGAGGGCCGCUGUGCUCAUUCAGCAAUACUACCGCAGCUACAAGGAGUUUGGGAAGCUGAAGCCCCACCGCCGUGGGGCAGCUGCUGCCCUGGUGCAGCACAAACUGAGAGGAAGUCUGCUGACAAAGAGGCAGGAUCAGGCUGCCAGGAAGAUCAUGAGGUUUCUGCGUCGCUGCCGCCACAGCCCCUUGAUGGACCAUAGACUGUUCAAGCGGGGUGAAAGAAUUGAAAAGGGCCAGGGAACAUGAGACCCCUCAGAAGAGCCCCCUCGCUAUGUGACAUCACUCUCCUGACUCCUCUUUUCUUUUUCAUUUGUAACCGAGACAUUUUACAAGAGAGAUGGAAAAAAAAACAUCAAUGCAAGCACUGCAAUUAUUACUACUACUGCAGUGUCACUGGGUCAACUACUCUUUCAUGUACAACAGCAUUUUUUCACAUAUCUAUUCUUUCCACUGACUUGAUUUUGGUCAGAGUGGCAACAUUUACGGGAUUAUAAACUAAGUGGGUCGGGGUGGGGGGGUGUGGAACAUUUGCUUCAUGGCAUUUUUUGCACUUUUUCAUGGAUUGCUUUGUGUUUUCUGGAUGUAAAGAGGAUUUGGACAGUGAAGGAAGUGAACCCAAGACACAUUCGAGAAGGUGUGUCACAUAUCAGAACCCGAAGAGACGUAAAUGAAGGCUGCUGCGGAAGAUCUCAGAGGAUAGGGAGACCAUGCAGAAACACUCUGGGCUCUAAUUGCAUAUCACUUUUUUUUUUUUUAAUUACCAACUAAUUGAUUUGAAGAACAAAGGUUUUGUUUUUUUUACCAAAUAUAUCAGUAACCCACACACUCACUUCUGUCCACUGCUAUAGAUGGUAUACUAUUCAAUGAUCUCAACUAGUUCCUCCUGUCCCACUGUGCUCAACCCCACCUGUCUGCCCACACGGGUGGAGCUACAGAUGAAUGUAGUCAAGGGUUUAACCAUGCAGAUGCAGAUGGGGGAAGGUAUAUUUUCAUUUUGCCAUUUCUUAAAAAAACAUCCUAUGUUUUAUCGUAAAAACUGUCACUUUAUUACUUGAAUUUGUUCCAUACUGUCCAGUGUAUUUGUUCCGUUAUGUCUAAUGUAUUGGUGAUCUGUAUCUUCAGACUCUAUGUUGUUGAACCCUACCAAGAAAAAAAUGCAUGACUUCUUGGCAAGAAAAGUCUUUGCUCGUGUGCUUAUGGUCUAGUCUUUCAGCCCAUCCUCUGAUUUUCUUUCAGUUUCCCACUGUAGUGGUACUUGUAUCCAUCUUCUCUCAUAUGCGUUUUGCCAUCUCAGUAAUGAAGCUAUACCUGUUUUGUCCUUUUUUUCUUUUGUUUCUGUUUGCCUUGUUCAGCUGACUGCUCCUCUGAAAACAUAAGAAAAGAAAAGAACUUUCUUUUUUUGCUGAUUUUGUGUUGUAAGGGUUAUGGUCAUGCAAGUUAUUGCUGUUCUUUUUAAAUGAACCUCAGAGCCUGUGAAGGCUUCUGAGGUGAAGAUCACAUACAUUGCCUUGACGUCUUAGAGAUUCUUUGAGGGGUCCCUAAGCUUGUCCCAAAAUAGGGGUUUGACAAAUCCAUAUUUUUGACAAUUGAGCGAUUUCUGUAUAUAAAGAAGGCUGAAAGUACGUAGGAAAAACCAUUUACCCAAAGGGGAUUGUAUUUUAGAAAUAUAUUAUUUUAUUCAUUAAAAAUGGGUCAAAAACAGGUCAGAGACAAAAACAAAAUAUUUGUAUAGUUUUGUUCGAAUGCCUAAGAAGUAUGGUUGUGUUGUUUGUAUAUAGUGUAAAUACCUGGGAUAAAAAUGAGUUAUGUGCAUGAAAAGUAUGAACAGAGUCAAAAGGGGAAAAAAAACAACAAAAGCAGUAGUGGCUAUGCUCUGUAAAAUGAAAA